This is a messenger RNA of Entelurus aequoreus (snake pipefish), 2227 nucleotides long. It is a transcript of the gene lmx1al, whose product is annotated as LIM homeobox transcription factor 1, alpha-like. NCBI's taxonomy places the organism in Eukaryota, Metazoa, Chordata, Actinopteri, Syngnathiformes, Syngnathidae. Gene Ontology annotation, biological process: neuron differentiation; regulation of transcription by RNA polymerase II. Gene Ontology annotation, molecular function: RNA polymerase II transcription regulatory region sequence-specific DNA binding; DNA-binding transcription factor activity, RNA polymerase II-specific. The transcript has 9 exons. The record is from RefSeq and is a predicted model, not a curated record. Gene Ontology annotation, cellular component: nucleus. The coding region runs from base 160 to 1425 and encodes 421 amino acids.
GAAGCUGCAGGAGAAGACAAUAGUGUGGCCGGGAGGAGUGCAGUCAUCAUGGAUGCUUAAAGCGGGAGAGUGUGCAGGUACGCCGGUCCCUGAACGCAUCUUCAACUUGGUGGUGCCGUGCACUUUUUUCCCCCCCGUUGCUGUACUUUUUAGUUUUGAAUGUUGCCCACUGAGAUCUCAGCAGUGUGUUUCACCUCCAGCGAGCACACUGAGGCGAGAAAAGAAGGCAUGAAAACGGAGGAGAGUCCACAGUCGUGUCUGCAGCAGCCUCCAUCCUCCACACCUUUUGUUGGUCCAGAGUACCCGGGCGGCGGUGCAGGAGAGGUGUGCGCAGAGGUGUGCGCAGAAGUGUGCGCAGGCUGCGACUCUCCCAUCGCCGACCGCUUCCUGCUGCGCGUCAACGAGCGCUCGUGGCAUGAGACGUGCGUGAAGUGCACCGUGUGCAUGAGUGCUCUCACCGGGACUUGCUACUGCCGGGACCGCCUGCUCUACUGCAAGCCCGACUAUGAGAAGCUGUUUGUGAGGAAGUGCAGCGCCUGCCUGCAGGGGAUCGGCCGCUCGGAGCUGAUCAUGCGCGUGCUGGGCCAGGUGUACCACCUGGGCUGCUUCAGCUGCUGCGAGUGCGAGCGCCGGCUGCAGCGAGGCGACGAGUUCGUGUUGAAGGAAGGCCAGCUGCUGUGCCGCAUGGACUACGAGAAGGAGAGGGAGAUGCUGGCCGCCAUCAGCCCGGCACCCACUGAAUCAGUCAAAAGCGAGGAUGAGGACGGCGGCGGCGUGGGCUCAGGCGGGGGCAAAGGUGGCGACGAAGGCAAGGAGCACAAGCGCUCCAAGCGGCCGCGCACCAUCUUGACCACGCAGCAGCGGCGGGCUUUCAAGGCCUCGUUCGAAGUGUCUGCCAAACCCUGCCGUAAAGUGAGAGAGACGCUGGCGGCCGAGACCGGGCUCACGGUACGGGUGGUGCAGGUGUGGUUUCAAAACCAGAGGGCCAAGAUGAAGAAGAUCGCCCGCAGGCAGCAGCAACAGCAGCAGCAGCAGCAGGAACAGGAACAGCUGGGCGGGGCCAGGAGGGGGGGAAACCGAGGGGGUCGCCAAAGCAACGACGACAGCGAAGAUGGCUCCAGCAGCCAUGGCAUGGACGGCAUGCUGGGGUACGCUUCUCUGCCCAGACAGCAGCUCCUCACCCUGGACCCCAACAUCUACGGAGGGGAGCCGUUCAGACACGGCCUUACUCCACCUCAGCUGAACAACGAGGGGCUCCAUCCCUAUGACUCCGAGGCGGUGUUCCACGACCUGGACAGCGACGGAAGCCUGGGUCACCUCGGCGACUGUCUCCUGGCCAGCGGGGAGGGCGGCCUCCUGGCGGGGCGAGUGGGGAACCCCAUCGACCGUCUCUACUCCAUGCAAAACUCCUACUUCACCUCGUGACCUUUACAAACUCUCCGCCUCCAACCCCUCACAGAUGCAGCUAGUGGCAGUGUGUCCGUCCACAUGCCUGACGGAAAAGAAAAAAAAGAAGAAGACCCGACCAAAGUCAAGGAAAGAUUAGUUGCCAUCAUCCCCUUCCUGGACCACAAUCCCUUGCUGGGACCAGAGACUCUUUUCUUUUGUGGCAUUUAUGUCAUGUGGAAGAGAACAUUGCACUUUCAAAAAGACACGCCAAACAUGCAGAUUCGUAAAAACAACAUAGAUGAUCUUUGAUUAGUGUUUUUGCAGGUAGGGCCUCGUAUAGAGGAUCUUUGACUGGAAUGUUAGGCAGAAAAUUCUUAAAAACAGAAGAGUUCUCCUGUCAUAUAAAAGAUAUUUGAUGAGCGUUAUGGCAGGUUGUGAAAACAACACAGCGCUCCUGUCGUAUAAAGGAUCUUUGAAUUGCGUUAUUGGCAGGUCUUUGAAAACAGCAGAGCACGCCUGUCGUCUAAAGAAUCUUUGAUUGGUGUUAUUGGCAGGUUUUUGAAAACAUAGAGCGCUCCUGUCAUAUAAAAGAUAUUUGAUGAGCGUUAUUGGCAGGUUGUAAAAACAACAGAGCGCUCCUGUCGUCUAAACUAGGAUCUUUGACUCGCAUUAUGGGCAGGUUUUUGAAAACAGCAGAGCGCUCCUGUCGUUUAAAGGAUCUUUGACUCGCAUUAUUGUCAGGUUUUUGGAAACAGCAGAGCGCUCCUGUCGUCUAAAAAAUCUUUGAUUCGCGUUAUUGGCAGGUCUUUGAAAACAGCAGAGCGCUCCUGUCGUUUAA